This is a messenger RNA of Ricinus communis (castor bean), 3683 nucleotides long. Its product is annotated as rho GTPase-activating protein 7. The coding region runs from base 552 to 3185 and encodes 877 amino acids. The record is from RefSeq and is a predicted model, not a curated record. Gene Ontology annotation, biological process: signal transduction. Lineage: Eukaryota; Viridiplantae; Streptophyta; Magnoliopsida; Malpighiales; Euphorbiaceae. The transcript has 22 exons.
AAGACCCCUUUCUCUAUCCUUUUCCUUCCUUCCUUCCUUCACUAACAUGUAUUAUCUCUUUUCUCUCUGUUAGAAGCAGUAGGUGAAAAGCAAAGACUCCCUCUCUCUCUCUUCCUCACCCAGAGAUUACAUUACAAUAUUACUGCACAACCACUACUGUUUCCCUCUACCUAAUCCAAUACCUAAAGCCACAAACAACAAUAAAAUCACCUCAACAACACCAAACAAAUAAAUUAAAUCCAGAAACUGAGAGAAAAAAAAAAUUAGAACUGAAAAAGUGAAAACAGGAAAAUAAAAUUAAUUUAUAUACUUAUUGAGAAUUUAUGGUGGUAGUUCCGUUUGUCUCUUUUGUUGACUGUGUUAUCUACCGCGAAUCAGAAACCCUAACCGCAUUGCAGGCUCACUAAUUCGUGUUACAGAUCUUGGACUGACUUCUAACUCGCCGAUCUAAUCGAGUUAAUCAGUGAGUCGGACUCAAUGGACGAUUCUGGCGGUUUAAUGUGUUGAAUAAUGUUAAGCAUUUUGAAUUUGAAGUACUGUUGUAGUGUUCAAUGUCGGCUUCUCUAGCGGCUUUCGAGCGGCCAAGAGCUGGAACUACAAAUACGGUUUUCAAGAGUGGGCCACUUUUCAUAUCUUCUAAAGGAUUAGGCUGGAAAUCUUGGAAGAAGCGUUGGUUUAUCUUGACACGCACGUCAUUGGUGUUCUUCAAAAAUGAUCCUAGUGCCCUACCACAACGAGGUGGUGAAGUAAAUCUAACUUUAGGGGGCAUUGACUUGAAUAAUUCUGGGAGUGUUGUUGUCAGAGAAGAUAAGAAGUUAUUAACUGUCUUGUUUCCUGAUGGGCGUGAUGGGCGAGCAUUCACUCUCAAGGCUGAGACAUCAGAGGAUUUAUAUGAGUGGAAAACGGCUCUUGAACAUGCCCUUGCACAAGCACCAAGUGCGGCCCUUGUCAUGGGACAUAAUGGGAUUUUUCGCAGUGAUACAAAUGAGGCUGAAGGGUCUUUUCAUCAAUGGAGGGAUAAACGUCCUGUUAAGUCUUUGGUUGUUGGAAGACCGAUUUUGCUUGCCCUUGAAGAUAUUGAUGGGGGUCCAUCUUUUCUUGAGAAGGCUCUUCGAUUUCUAGAGAGAUUUGGAACUAAAGUAGAAGGAAUUUUGCGACAGUCUGCUGAUGUUGAGGAGGUUGAACGCAGAGUUCAAGAAUACGAACAAGGAAAGACUGAUUUUGAACCAGAUGAAGAUGCUCAUGUUGUUGCUGAUUGUGUCAAGCAUGUCCUAAGGGAGUUGCCUUCCUCUCCAGUUCCGGCAUCUUGCUGCACUGCAUUGCUUGAAGCUUAUAAAAUUGAUCGUAAGGAAGCUCGAAUUAAUGCAAUGCGCUCUGCAAUAUUGGAGACUUUUCCUGAACCAAAUCGACGUUUAUUACAGAGAAUUUUGAAGAUGAUGCAUACAGUCUCUUCUCACGCUAAUGAAAAUAGAAUGACUGCAUCUGCUGUUGCUGCUUGCAUGGCACCCUUGCUACUACGUCCUCUAUUAGCCGGUGAAUGUGAGUUAGAGGAUGACUUCGAUUUUAAUGGUGAUAGUUCUGCUCAGCUUCUUGCUGCUGCUAAUGCUGCUAAUAAUGCUCAAGCCAUCAUUACAACUCUUUUAGAGGAGUAUGAGAAUAUAUUUGAUGAUGAAAAUCUACACAGAUGCUCCAUUUCUGCUGAUUCUCGGAUUGAAAACAGUGGGAGUGAUGAUUCAUCUGAUGAUGAAAAUAUGGAUAUAAAGGAUAACGGUUACCAUGAUGCAGAAAAUGAAGUUGAUCAAGAAACUGAUGAUGAUGCUGAUGCUGAACGAGUACUCAGUGGAAAAUUAAGUGAAAGCAGUGGUUAUGCUGGCAGUGAUCUUUAUGACUAUAAGGUUGAGGCUUUUGGUGGUGCUGAUUCGGAUGUUGGAUCACCUAGACAUAAUCAGGCUUCGGCUGAGAGUUCGAGUGUACCUGUUGGUUCUGUCCAAACUAAAGAGCCUAAUAUUCAACCUUUGGAACAACCAAGUAAACUGAAGAAAGGAAACGAGACUUUAGUUAAUGAAAUGGAUGUUUCAAGUGCAUUACCUGCUGGUGAAUCAUACCGAUCAAUGGGUGAAAUUCUAUCUUCAAUGGAUCCUGUGGCUAUUCCCAUACCUGGGCUAGAAUCAUCUGCUGAGAAGCCUGCUGGUAAAGUUGCAACCCCUAAUGCCAAUGGGAAGCGGUCAACAUUCUGGGGAAGAAGUAAUGCCAGAAAGACACCAUCAGUGGAAUCAGUUGAUUCUUCUGGAGAAGAAGAGCUGGCUAUUCAGAGGCUUGAGAUCACAAAAAAUGACUUGAAGCACAGGAUAGCAAAGGAGGCCCGGGGAAAUGCAAUUUUACAAGCCAGCUUAGAGAGGAGGAAGCAAGCUUUGCAUGAGCGACGCUUGGCACUUGAACAAGAUGUGUCGAGAUUACAAGAGCAGUUGCAAGCUGAAAGAGAUCUUAGAGCUGCACUGGAAGUCGGCUUGAGCAUGUCUUCUGGACAAUUCUCCAGUUCACGUGGCAUGGAUUCUAAAACGAGGGCUGAGCUUGAGGAGAUUGCUCUUGCUGAAGCAGAUGUUGCCAGGUUGAAGCAGAAAGUUGCAGAACUUCACCAUCAACUUAACCAGCAACGACAGCAUCAUUAUGGUUCUCUCUCUGAUGCACGCGACCGUUAUCAACAUGUCCAAAAUCAUAGCUCCCAACAGAGAUUUCUUCAGCAAGAUUUUGAUACAACCCUUGCUUUUGUCAAUCAUGAAAGGAAGCAAAGAACUGAGGAAAAUUUGUUGGUGCCAGAUUGGAGAAAUAUUAAAGUAACAGGAUUAGCAACUGGCAGCAGUAGCAGGCAGCUCCCUCAAAAGCAAUUUAUGGAAUCAACAAGUCUGAGUGAUUCCAAAAGUACUGAGGCAUCCACCAACAUGUCAAUGGAUGAGCUCUGUGGUGUUGACUCUGCUCCCUCCACUUCAAGAGCAGUAGAGAUGAUGGAUUAUCCAAGACAUCCAUCAGCAGCAUCUUCUGCUUUGGUAGAAUUAACUACCCGGCUUGAUUUCUUCAAGGAAAGGCGUUCUCAAUUAAUGGAACAGCUCCACAACCUGGACUUAAACUAUGGUGCAACAUCCUCUCAAGAUUUUAUUUAUAAACCAUCAUCCCCACCCUGGAACUGACAAGAGAAAAACUGAUGCUCAUUGCUCGCCUGUGAAGUCAUGUUGUUGUAUAUUCUUCAGGAUUGCAUAUAGGUGUAUCUUGUGUACUCUUGCUUCAAUUCCAAAAUUCUUUUCCCCCCACCACCCCCAAAACCUGUUCUUUUUUUCCUUUUUUUUUUUUUUCUCAUUUUCAUUUUUCAUUUUUCUAGGUAGAAAAUGAUUGGAUUCUGAUCCUGAUGGCUCCCGUUUCUUCCCUACCAUUGCCUCUCCUUUUGUCAUAAUACUCUGUAAACAAUAUUGAGUUGUUACCUGUUGUGUCAAUAGUAGGUAUUGAAAAAUAUGUUUUGAGAAACCUAUCUUGUAUGUGUCCGACAAGAAUUGUCUUGUGUAUAUGGAAGUGAACGAGUCAAUGACUGUUCGGAAUUUGAUGGGUGUAUUUGAAGGCAAUUUUUAUGUGGAGUAAUGCUCCUCCACCCCAAUUUAAAUAUUUAAUAGAUUUGUUUGGUUUAUUUAUUCUAA